Octodon degus (degu) is the source of this 2833-nucleotide messenger RNA. It is a transcript of the gene Gpsm2, whose product is annotated as G protein signaling modulator 2. The record is from RefSeq and is a predicted model, not a curated record. The transcript has 14 exons. Bases 247 to 2289 code for a protein of 680 amino acids. NCBI's taxonomy places the organism in Eukaryota, Metazoa, Chordata, Mammalia, Rodentia, Octodontidae. Gene Ontology annotation, molecular function: GTPase regulator activity; protein binding.
GUUGCUGAAGUGCUGCUGAAAGGGCCAGAGAUGCAAGGAUUUGGGAUAUAUUUUGAACUUUUAAGCUGUCUGACAUUGACCUCCUUUUAUUAUUAAUAAAGAAGAAGCAGGAGCUUAGGAUGUAUUAACACCAAUUCAUUAAUGUACUAACCGGACAAUGUUCUGCAAACAAUUCUACACUGUAAAGAACUGGAUUGGCACAAAAUAAGAUACUUUUAUGUUUUACUCAGCUUAUAAUAUGACUCGAUGGAGGAAAAUUUAAUAAGCAUGAGGGAAGACCAUUCUUUUCAUGUUCGUUACAGGAUGGAAGCUUCUUGCCUGGAGCUGGCCUUGGAAGGGGAGCGACUGUGUAAAUCAGGAGACUGCCGUGCUGGAGUGUCAUUCUUUGAAGCAGCAGUGCAAGUUGGAACCGAAGACCUAAAAACACUUAGCGCUAUUUACAGCCAGUUGGGCAAUGCUUAUUUCUAUUUACAUGACUAUGCCAAAGCAUUAGAAUACCACCAUCAUGAUUUAACUCUUGCAAGGACUAUUGGAGACCAGCUGGGAGAGGCCAAAGCUAGCGGUAAUCUGGGAAACACCUUAAAAGUUCUUGGGAAUUUUGAUGAAGCCAUAGUUUGUUGUCAGCGACACCUAGAUAUUUCUAGACAGCUCAAUGACAAGGUGGGAGAAGCAAGAGCACUUUACAAUCUUGGAAAUGUGUAUCAUGCCAAAGGGAAAAGUUUUGGCUGCCCUGGGCCCCAGGAUGUUGGGGAAUUUCCAGAAGAAGUGAGAAAUGCUCUGCAGGCUGCAGUGGAUUUUUAUGAGGAAAAUCUAUCAUUAGUAACAGCUUUGGGAGACCGAGCGGCCCAAGGACGAGCCUUUGGAAAUCUUGGUAACACACAUUACCUUCUUGGCAGCUUCAGAGAGGCGGUUAUAGCUCAUGAGCAGCGUCUCCUUAUUGCAAAAGAAUUUGGCGAUAAAGCGGCUGAAAGAAGAGCAUACAGCAACCUUGGAAAUGCAUAUGUAUUUCUUGGUGAAUUUGAGACUGCUUCUGAAUACUACAAGAAGACACUUCUGCUGGCACGACAGCUUAAAGACAGAGCUGUGGAAGCUCAGUCUUGCUACAGUCUUGGGAACACGUACACUUUACUCCAAGACUAUGAGAAGGCCAUCGAUUAUCACCUGAAGCACCUAGCAAUUGCUCAGGAAUUAAAGGACAGAAUUGGUGAAGGAAGAGCCUGUUGGAGCUUAGGAAAUGCAUACACAGCUCUAGGAAAUCAUGACCAAGCAAUGCAUUUUGCUGAAAAGCACUUGGAAAUUUCAAGAGAGGUUGGGGAUAAAAGUGGUGAACUGGCAGCACGGUUGAAUCUCUCAGAUCUUCAAAUGGUUCUUGGUUUGAGCUACAGCACAAAUAAUUCCAUAAUGUCUGAAAAUAUUGAAAUUGAUAACAGUAUACAUGGUACACGCUCCAAGUUGGGACGUCGACACAGUAUGGAAAAUAUGGAACUUAUGAAGUUAACGCCAGAAAAGGUACAAAACUGGAACAGUGAAAUUCUUGCUAAACAAAAGCCUGUCAUUGCCAAACCUUCUGCAAAGCUACUCUUUGUGAACAGACUAAAGGGGAAAAAAUACAAAACCAAUUCCUUCACUAAGGUUCUGCAGGAUGCCAGUAAUUCCACUGACCAUCGAGUUCUGAGUGCUCAGAGGAAAAACAGCGCAGAAACCGCGGGCGAUGAGGGCUUCUUCGACCUGCUGAGCCGAUUCCAAAGCAGCAGGAUGGACGAUCAGCGGUGCUGCUUCCAGGAGCAGCCCUGCCGUGCGGCCGCCCCCGCAGCUCCGGCCACUCCGCCGAGGGCCCCCCGCAAAGCACCACCAGUCCCUGUGGUGUCCCCCAACACGGAAGAAUUCUUAGACCUUCUCGCCAGCUCGCAGAGCCGCCGUCUGGACGACCAGAGAGCCAGUGUCAGUAACUUGCCAGGGCUGCGCUGGACAAACAACAACAGGCAGUCAGUACUUGGCCACCUGAGGGCGAAGGACAGCAAAGAGCCAGAUGAGGACUUCUUCGAUGUCCUUGUCAGGUGUCAGGGGUCCAGAUUAGAUGACCAAAGAUGUGCUCCUCCGCCUGCUGCCACGAAGGGUCCAACAGUACCAGACGAAGACUUUUUUAGCCUAAUACUGCGGUCUCAGGCCAAAAGAAUGGAUGAACAGAGAGUUCUUUUACAAAGAGAUCCAAACAGAGACACUGACUUUGGGCUAAAGGACCUUUUGCAAAGUAAUGCUUUGUUGGAAUUUAAAAAUUCAGGAAAAUAAUCACCAAACCACUAGGUACUAUGGCUAUUUUAAAACUUCAUUACCUUUCAGAGUACUGCAGGGAAAUUUGAUCUUUUCCUAGAAAGGACGUAUACAGCUUGAAAUGACAUCCGAACGAGGAAAGUGUGUGAGCUGCCGCAGGCGUAGCAGGGAGGCGCCUGCGUGCUCUCGCUUGCUGCAGCGGUGGGCGUGCGAGGUGCAGCUGUCCCGCAGCGACUGCCUGGGACUGUGUUCUUUUGCAACUGUACAGUGUUUGUAAGAGCAGGAAUUUAAAUGGAUCCUAGACUAGAAUUUAAGCCUCUUGCUGAGGUAAUUUUUAAAACUUUCCAAUGACAAUGGCAUUUUUAAUACCUAAUCUUGGAUUUAGUGGGAAAUAACACUUAAGUAAAAAUAUUGUACUUGACCAAUGUAAAAAAUACAGUCUUACUAAAAAAAAAAAAAAAAAAAAAGAUUCUUUUUCCUCUAAGAAAAUCUGUUUUCAGUGUAUUUUUAGCCAGGGCCAGUAGAAAAGAAACUAUUAAGAAAUAAACUUCUUUUAGCAUGU